GUUCGUGUGUUGACUUGACAGCUCCUUCGAUUCGGACGAUUUUGUUGCGUCGGUGAUGCUUGGUUGUUAAAAAGUCAAUUUUAGCUUAUCAAAGUGCUAUUUUCUAAACAGUUAAUAGUGUUUCGCAACCAGGAUGUCUCUUAAAACGUAUGGCGAUAAGCCGGUAAGCUUCCAAAUCGAAGAAAAUGGUGAAUAUUUUUGCAUUGGUUCGGAGGUGGGUAACUAUCUCCGACUGUUUCGUGGUUUAUUGUAUAAAAAAUACCCGGGCAUGCUCCGGCGCACGUUGAGCCCUGAGGAACGAAAAAAAUUACUUGACUCCGGAAUAAGCAAUCAGUUUCUUGCCAGUUCAGUUUCGCUGUUAAGAGCAUCCGAAGUGCAGGAGAUUCUUGAGGGGAACGAUGAGAAGUACAAAGCAGUUUCGAUUACCACAACGGAGCUGCCCGCUCCCAGGGAGAGUAAAUCAAGCAAAAAACAACCACCAUGGGUACCAACGAUGCCAAAUUCCAGUCAUUUGGAUGCGGUACCGCAAGCGACUCCGAUUAAUCGGAACAGAGUACAUAACAAGAAAGUACGCACAUUUCCCAUGUGCUUUGAUGACACGGAUCCUACAAUGAACAUCGAGAAUGCUUCCCAAACGGAAAUGUUGGUUCCGGUACGGUUGGAUAUGGAAAUUGAAGGUCAGAAAUUACGCGAUACAUUCACCUGGAAUCGAAAUGAAUCGAUGAUCACACCAGAACAAUUCGCAGAGGUAUUGUGUGAUGACUUGGACUUGAAUACUACGCCGUUUGUUCCGGCUAUUGCCGCUGCCAUUAGACAGCAAAUUGAGGCAUACCCAAGCGAACCAGUUGUGCUGGAAGAAGGCUCCGACCAACGUGUGUUAGUAAAGCUUAACAUUCACGUUGGUAACACGUCCCUGGUGGAUCAGGUUGAGUGGGACAUGGCGGAAAAAGAAAACAAUCCCGAAGAUUUUGCCGUAAAACUGUGCGCCGAAUUGGGUCUGGGUGGAGAGUUUGUGACUGCAAUUUCCUAUUCGAUUCGCGGCCAACUGUCGUGGCAUCAGCGGACUUAUGCGUACAGUGAGGCCCCGCUAGCCACUGUCGAAGUUCCGUUCAGAGCACCGAGUGAUGCUGAUCAAUGGGCACCGUUUCUGGAGACACUCACCGAUGCGGAAAUGGAGAAGAAAAUUCGCGACCAAGAUCGUAACACACGACGAAUGCGUCGGUUGGCCAACACCUAUACGUAAGUUGCUCCUGACAAAAAAAAUAUUUCUCAUACCAUUCAAACAUUAGUUUUUAAGUUUACGAAUAUAAGACAGUAUGUUUAUCCAAAUAACGAAUUAAAAUAUAUCUCUU
Molecule: messenger RNA, 1352 nt
Organism: Malaya genurostris
Lineage: Eukaryota; Metazoa; Arthropoda; Insecta; Diptera; Culicidae
Gene: Snr1
Product: SWI/SNF-related matrix-associated actin-dependent regulator of chromatin subfamily B member 1
Exons: 2
Coding region: 134-1243 (369 amino acids)
Biological process (GO): regulation of transcription by RNA polymerase II; chromatin remodeling
Cellular component (GO): nucleus; nuclear chromosome
Molecular function (GO): transcription coregulator activity
Source: RefSeq, a predicted model, not a curated record